AUGGAAACGCUAGAGAAUGGGGCUGACCCAAUGUUAUCAGCGGCUCUGGGAGCCAAUUCUGGCAACGUUCAUUUGUGUCGUGAAUACGAUGAGCAGCUGAGCAUCUACGAUGGAUAUGUUCAGUUAACCCCACUACAUCCAUUACCAUCCCAGAACAACGGCAAAUACGCCUCGACUGUCUCACCGACGGCCCCAGACGCUUCGAGAUCUCUUCAGACUGCCACUCCAAUGCCCUAUGAAAGCCAUGAAGAGCAUUUUCUGGACCCACAGCAUCGAACACAUCAUCAACAGAAUGUGAUAGAGCAUUCACAACGAUACAACAACCUCCCCUAUACGAUCAAAUAUGAAUAUGACACGGGGAAGCCGAUCGGAAUGGAUGAUCUCACCAAUCUACAGCAAACUCAUUGUGGGAGGGAAGUAAAUGUAAGUUAAUGAUGCAAGAGAUUGGCAUCCUUCUUUGGAAAUGUUUACUGUACAAUUGCAGCAGUAUUCAUAUGAUUUCAACACAUCAGUUCCCAACGAUAUCCAUCAGAACAUGUCAUACCAAGAUAACUUUUAUCCCACGGAACAAUCGCGGCAGAACAUCGCGAUUAAAAGCGAACCCAUGUAUGAUCCCAUGUAUUCGUCGUAUUCCCAAUCAGAGUCCAUGAUCGAGAACAAAACGGUCCAUAUUCCGGUAAGUUUUGCAAUUAUGUCAUCAAAAAUGCAUUUAUAUUUACCAAAAAUUGUGAUUCCUGGGUUAGCCCGAUCUCCGCUUGUCUGGAGCCCAUCCUUUCCCUCGCUUUACUAAUCUCGGCCCCAAAUUAGCUCCGAGAACUUUAGCGGCCGGGGCUUUAUUUUCCUUCGCCGAGCGCCAAACAGCCUCUAUAUCGGGCAUUUAAGGAGCCAAAGAGCCCCGACGCUUCUUCUUAGACCUCAUUUGUCUAAGUUAACGUAAACUUUUGCCUAAUACCGCGCGUCUCAAUCAUUUCUCCUCGGGCUACUAAAAUGUGGCGGCCCCGAAACGCGCGGCCAGCACCCCUCAGGGGCCAAAAGGGGGCGGUGGAAUCUCGGCCAGAAGUUGACAUUUUUAUGGAAGACAUUAUUUUUGCAACAUUAGAAAUUGAAGACGAAACUUUGAGGUUUGAAGGCGAGCCCGAAAUAUUCCGCAUAGUUUGUUGUGAAAACUAGAGCUUUUACGAAAAGGAGAUCAUUCCAAUCGCCUCUUCUCAUCUCCUAAAUUGUACAUAUCAACCUUACGGGCCGAAAAAACAUCUCCAGAUCCCGCCGAAGAUAAAUCGUCGAGUAUUGCAGCGGGCUCUUGCAAAACACAUUUACAACGAAGGCUUUAAACACCCCUCCAAUCAUAUAUCAUCCUGUCAUGCAUGUCGGGGGUUUAUGAGGAGCUGGCCCUUGUUUCGUCAUUUUCUUGGCUCGGGAUGUUUCUUUCAUUCCCAUUUUUGGGAUUUAUAUGGAAGACAAGGAGCAGUGGGAGAAAUUAUAAAUUCAGAUGGACAAACACACAGAGAGAUCGAAGAGAACAAAAGGAAUCGUGGAAGAGAUGGUCCACUAGGGGGUUAGGUUACCAUGGAAGAAAUAGGUUUAGAAAUAAUCUUGAUAAAGCAUAAUCAUAAUUAUUUUAUAAUCAAUAAGAUAAGUGGAUAUUUUCAUUAAGAAGUAUCGUACUUAAGGUAAAAAGUUGCAAGUUUAUUCUUAAAUUGUCUCGGUUUUCUUCUACUGUAACUGCAGCAUGGAAGCCCUUUGCUCUCGGCUCGACCUCAUUCCGUCGCUUUCCGGCUUCAAGUUCAGUUCAGCAGCUUGAAAGCCGGGGAUUGAGGGCAACCUCAUGAAUAUGCAAAUGCCGACUGAAGAAGCAAAACACGAGAAGUCUUUGUUGGCCUUCUGAAGGGUUCCGUAAAAGUUUUUGUCUGUUCUUGAACAACCAACCCGGAGGUUUCCAACAAAGGAAGCCCUGGCAGAAAAAUUAUCUUUCCUUGUUUCCUUCAAGAGGAUCCCGAAGCUCUUCUGGCUUCACGUGGUUCCAAACAAUUAAUUUAAUCGUACGGUCCGAGCGUAUCACAAGGCGCCCUCGGGGGAUACGCCGCUUAUAUCAUGGUAAAUAAGUGAUGGGAUCCGGGUCCCUUGACGAAUGAAAAAAGUAGAUGACUCACAUAAAACUUAUUUAUGAACAAAAUUCUGUUUGAGGAUGGGCACUACGGAUGUUGCAGUUUCAUAUAGGCGCUGCAUCGUUUAGCCUGCUGUACACACCCGAGAUACUACUGAAUACAAGCCAAGAGCACACAAAAGAUUACAGAGUAUUGCAAUUUCCUCUCCCCUCACACUCCGUCUAUUGUGUCUCUCUUCAAAAAUAAUGUCCAUGAAUUCAAAAUGCUGGAAAUCUUUACUGAAAACAGUGCUAAAAGAUGCAAUUGGGCUGUAAUUGCAGGAGAAUACGACAUCCACCUCCUCCUCGUCGGUCCCGUUGGACGCCGGUGAGCAGCGUCUGCAAGUGUCGGAGGCCGAGAACAAUGGCGUGGAUGGAGAGGAGUUGAACACCAGAGAAUUGGCACAACGCAUAUCCAGUGAACUCAAGCGCUACUCCAUCCCGCAGGCUGUUUUUGCACAGCGUGUUUUGUGCAGGUGAGUGCAAUAGCCAAUUAGAGCCAAUGUCAGGCUUCAUAGUGUCACUAUUCUUGCCGGUACAUUUACAGAAAGCUUUGUGAUUACGCUGCUUUAAAGGGGGCAGUGAAUCCGAGGUGAUCGCUUUUUUGUAUGACACUUUCUCCUUCGCCUAAUUCCAAAACAAAUUGCCCAAAUUAAGCGAAAUGACUAUAACCUGAGAUAUGACUGGAAUAAAGCACUUCCACCUGGAGGGCCAUUUGCUUUCCGUGUAUGGACCACACAUACCACUUAUGGGCCCCUUUAUCCGUCAUAAAACGGGUCGUUUUUUAACGACCAUUCACUUUGAGUAGGCCUUAAUAUUCCCACAAAUUCAAAAUGAGUCAGGUCCACAAAAACCACAAAACAAAAUCACAUUGCCUGUGCUUAACGGGUUACUGUAGAAUGUGCUUUUUGACACUGAUGUCAUCUUUUUUAAUCCUUUCACAUUAUUUUCCGCUUUCAGAUCACAAGGCACCUUAUCAGAUUUAUUGCGCAACCCGAAACCCUGGGCCAAGCUGAAGAGCGGCCGCGAGACGUUCCGACGGAUGGCCAAAUGGCUUCAGGAACCGGAACUUCAACGAAUGUCGGCCCUUCGUUUGGCAGGUGAGGACGAACAUAACGGGCAUCCGGCGGCGAAUGAAAAACGGAAAUUUGGAAAAGAAAACAUAAAACCUUAAGUUUAAGGGGAAAUGGCCGGGAAUUAUGUUGAUGGACUGGAGCGGGUGCUAGAAAUUACGUUAACCCUUGAGAUACGACUAGACACGUCAUUUUGGUAGGCGGUUUCCAUCUUGAACAAAUUAAAUUUCGAAAACUUUCAGUCCAGUCUUAGGUCAACACAAUUCUUGAUGUUCUUUGAAUUUUAUAUCCGAUUCCGCCAAGCUGGCGCCGCAUAAAUUCAAUUCCACUUUUUUCGCGCAGCCUCGUGUCUCAUGGCCCCAUUCGCUUGUUGAUUUAUGCAAAUUCGGCGCUUAUAAUACACAUGAGAUUGGGCGAAAACAAAUGUCUUCAUUUUUCUGACCACCAAGUUCUUCCAUUCGUCACUGGGGGUUAAGGGGCCACACUCCGGAAGGGGUUUCGUAUCUGGCGCCCAAUCUCUUGCGCGCAUCCAUCAAUCAUGCCCCGAGGCAUGAGCUCCAAACUUUUACGGCUAAGCCUCCGAGACAUUUUUUGGGGAAUCUUCAAAAUAUUUUCGAACCCGGGUCCCGUUGUAAACAGUCGGCCCAAUUCUUUCAAGUAUUAUCAGCGUUUAUGUGCAUGUUUUUCAGUUGUCUCAGCAUGUAAGCGUAAGGACGAACACCAUCAACAACAACAUCAUCAACAUCAGCCGCCGCAGAAGAAGCCGCGCCUCGUCUUCACCGAUGUCCAACGACGCACUUUGCAGGUGCCUGAACUUUCCUGAACUUCUUAUAGAACCUCUUUCGUAGGUUGUAAUGAUUACAUAUAGAUAACUGUAGUCAUAUGACCAUUGCUUUUGACGAUAAGUCGUAGGCUAGAUAUCCCUGUCUUGAAGCUUAUCUAUAUGGGAAAUAAGUUGAUUAUUUCAGGCCAUCUUCAAGGAAACCAAACGGCCUUCAAGGGAGAUGCAGAUAACGAUCUCACAACAUCUGGGACUUGACUUAACGACUGUGGCCAACUUCUUUAUGAAUGCUCGACGACGUGGUCAUGAUCGGUACGAUGAAGCGGAUGAUUCUGAUGACGGUUUCUUUGAUUACAAAGACGCUGGAGAUUAUAAUUACUCUCAAUGUGAAGGAGCUUCAUUCGAAGGCCCUCAUGAUCCAGCCAAUGUUUACGAAUCUUCAACAACAUCUAGCCAAUCCGAGGUCGUCAAUAAAGAACUGUAUACCAGUUUCAAUCCAGAAGAUCCCACAAAUCGGCCCGAGUAUCCGAAUUCUGAAUCCUCAACGACGCCGUCCAGUCUCUCAACCGUAUCCCAUUCCAUAUCUCCGCCAUGUGAUACCAGCACUUACUUCGCUUCUCAGAAUUACUCUUCUUGUCCCGACUAUCCAGAGAAUCGUCUUCAGAUGACCAAUUCAUAG
Molecule: messenger RNA, 4676 nt
Organism: Bursaphelenchus xylophilus (pine wood nematode)
Lineage: Eukaryota; Metazoa; Nematoda; Chromadorea; Rhabditida; Aphelenchoididae
Source: the annotation of a GenBank genome assembly